Messenger RNA from Rotaria sp. Silwood2, 765 nucleotides. Lineage: Eukaryota; Metazoa; Rotifera; Eurotatoria; Philodinida; Philodinidae. The record is from the annotation of a GenBank genome assembly.
UUUCUUGUUGUCGAUACUGAAGAAGCAUGGACUAUUGGAACAUGUGAUCGUGUUUGGGUUGCUAAACAUAUUAAAGAAGGACAUUAUAACAUGUCCAAUGUAUAUUCUAUUGAAGAUGAUUAUAAUCUUCAAUCGAAUAAUUUAGAAGAAUUUGCUAAAGAAAAAAAUUUAUGGGAUGGAAAAGAUAAAUUAAAUUUUGCUCAAGUAUUUCAAGGUCCAUCACGAUCUACCGAUGCACGAUUAAAAGCUGGUCGUGAAUUACUUGAAAAUUUAACUAAAAAUGGUAAUUUUUCAAUUUUUGAUAUGAUAUCUAUUUUACGUGAUGAUCAAGCUGGCAUUUGUGUAUUUGAUCAAGUUCGAGGUGUACGUACAACAAGUUCUCAAGUGUCUGUUUUAACACCAAAUAAAAAAUUUCAAAUAGAUGCUUGUCAUUUUUUAACUGGAACACCAAAUCCAAAACAAUCAUUAUUUAAACCAUUUAUUUUUUCAAAUAAUGUUCAAUUAGGUCCAUUGACUGUUUCAUCACCUGAAGAAGUAGUAUCCCAACGUAUUCAUCCAUUAUAUGCAGCACAUCAGAAAGCUAAAUGGGAAAAUGUCGAUCAUAAACGUUUACAAGAUUUUGAACAUGAAGGAAUUAUGGAAAUUAUUAAUAAACUUAAAUCAUUCGAAGAUAAUAAUGUUGAUACUUAUGAAACAUUGUUUUAUGAUACAGUAUCAGCAGAAAUAGAAUUGUUACGAGAACAUCCAUGUACGAAACGCUCUUAA